AAAAAAAAAAAAAAAAAAAAAAAAAAAAAAAAAAAAAACAGAGAGAUAAAUAUAAUUCCCUGAAAACUUCAACCAAAUUCUCUAAAAAAAAAAAAAAAUGGUUGUAAGAAACAAAAUAAUCUCACAAAUACUACAGAGAAGCCGCAGCAAAAGCAUCAUCAACACAAGUUUAGGCCAACAAAAAUGCUGGGGAUCAUCAGCGGCGGCGACAGCGACGGAGGUGGGAUCAAAAUCAAUGGGGUUUUGGUUGAAAGAUUAUGAAGAUUAUAGGAAGUCAUUGUAUGGUGGAAAUAUUACUCAUAAAGCUCUUUUUGUUGAUGCUGUUGGCACUCUCCUUGUCCCUGCUCAACCCACUGCUCAGAUAUACAGGCAGAUGGGAGAAAAGUAUGGAGUGAAAUAUUCAGAGGAUGAAAUAUUGAAUAGAUACAGAUGGGCUUAUGGUCAACCUUGGGGAAGAUCACGUCUCAGAUACGUCGAUGAUGGCAGACCAUUCUGGCAAUACAUUGUUUCGUCUUCCACAGGCUGCUCGAAUGCUCAGUACUUUGAAGAGCUAUACAACUACUUUAUGACUGAGAAGGCAUGGCAGCUUUGUGACCCGAAUGCAGGGAAAGUAUUUCAGGCUCUGAGGAAUGCGGGUGUAAAAGUGGCUGUUGUCUCAAACUUUGAUACUCGGUUAAGGCCUCUACUGAGGGCUCUGGAUUGCGAGCAUUGGUUUGAUGCUAUGGCUGUGUCAGCUGAAGUUGCUGCUGAGAAGCCAAAUCCAACAAUAUUUCUGAAGGCCUGUGAUCUUCUGGGUGUAAACCCAGAGGAUGCUGUUCAUGUUGGUGAUGAUCGUAGAAACGAUAUAUGGGGUGCUAGAGAUGCAGGCUGUGACGCGUGGCUUUGGGGAAGCGAGGUCCAUUCUUUCCAAGAGGUUGCUCAAAGAAUUGGCGUCCAAAUCUAAGCAAACUGGAUGUUUUUUAUCUGCUGCAACUCUGUCGGGCUUUUGGAAAAGACGCAAGCUCUUUCGCUCUCCCUUGUUUAGGAGCUGUACGAUUGGUGUUAUAUACCUGGUAACAGGACUUCAGAGGAGACUAUAUGUUUAUGUUACCAAAUAGCCUGUAAAAAGGAUUUUGUAUAACUUCUAAGUUGUAUGUAAUGAGUGUCAUCAAUAUAAAUGGUAAAAUGAAAAGGGUUGAGGAACAUAACAUAGAGCGCAGUAUAGAUGGAUUGACAAGCGUGAUCAACUUCGAAGCUUCACUAAUGAUUGAUCCAUUGUCAGGAGGGGUCUGUUGUAUUAUAGUUUGAUAAUAAUUGGGACAUAAACUGUAUUGGAAACUGAUCAACGGACAGGCAACAACGGUUUUGUUUUUGGGCUCCUUUCUAAAAGGCCGUAUACUAGUGUAGUGAACAUCUCAUUAAUAAAGAGCUUUUCUCUUCCUUAUUUCUUC
Molecule: messenger RNA, 1430 nt
Organism: Chenopodium quinoa (quinoa)
Lineage: Eukaryota; Viridiplantae; Streptophyta; Magnoliopsida; Caryophyllales; Amaranthaceae
Product: haloacid dehalogenase-like hydrolase domain-containing protein 3
Exons: 6
Coding region: 98-943 (281 amino acids)
Source: RefSeq, a predicted model, not a curated record